GGCGCCGGCGUCGCUGUCCUCCUCGUUCACCGGCGCGGGUUUCGGGAAGCAAAUCGACGGGCAGAGGCUCAGCGUGUCCGCGCUCGCGCCCGCGCCCGGGUCCAGGCGCGGCGGCUCUCGCUGCGUGACGACCAUGGCGGCGAAGAUCGCGGGGUACAUCAAGCUCGCGAUCGAGGCGGGGAAGGCGAACCCCGCGCCUCCCAUCGGUCCCGCGCUCGGUGCGAAGGGUGUGAACAUCAUGAUGUUCUGCAAGGAAUACAACGCGCGCACCCAGGACCAGGCCGGCACGAUCAUCCCCGUCGAGAUCACCGUCUUCGAGGAUAAGUCCUUCACGUUCGUGCUGAAGACCCCGCCCGCGUCGGUGCUCCUGAAGAAGGCUGCCGGCGUCGCGAAGGGUUCCGCGCAGCUCGAGAAGGUUGGCUCCAUCACCAGGGACCAACUCGAGGAAAUCGCCAAGAUCAAGAUGCCCGAUCUCAACGCGCACAAGGUGGAGUCCGCGAUGCGCGUCGUCGCGGGAACGGCGGCGAACAUGGGCAUCACGAUCGAGGGGUGGGACAUGGAGGAGAGCAAAGAGAUCUUGCGACAGGAGAAGGCUGCGACGUGGGGAACUGCGUGAGCGUCUAGGACGACGGCGUGCCGAUUCGGUGAGGCGUGAGCUCGGGCGGCGGUGCGGUGCGGUGGGGGUUUCACGUCGCGGGACGCUCGCGAGGGAGGAUGCACGCGUUCGAACGGCGGAGCCCGGAUGGAACGGCGGUCAGCGCGCGGUUGUAUAUAUCACUCGAGAGACUGAGGUG
Micromonas pusilla CCMP1545 is the source of this 794-nucleotide messenger RNA. RefSeq lists its product as uncharacterized. Gene Ontology annotation, cellular component: ribosome; large ribosomal subunit. The transcript has 4 exons. The record is from RefSeq and is a predicted model, not a curated record. Gene Ontology annotation, molecular function: large ribosomal subunit rRNA binding; structural constituent of ribosome. The coding region runs from base 134 to 616 and encodes 160 amino acids. NCBI's taxonomy places the organism in Eukaryota, Viridiplantae, Chlorophyta, Mamiellophyceae, Mamiellales, Mamiellaceae. Gene Ontology annotation, biological process: translation.